AUGGCGCGUAGUUACAUCAACAUCCAUGAGAGUCGGCGGACUUUCGAGAAUCACUUGCAUUCCCAACGAAAGAAGCAGCAAUCUGAUGAAGCUCGAUUGCAAGCUUAUAUGUUACUGAACGUGUUUCUGAACCGAAGAGACCAGAAUAAGGACCGUUUCCCUCGCAACGUGUUUAUUACUUCAAAAUACACUCCGUGGAACUUUCUUUUUAUCAACCUUUUUGAGCAGUUCAGCCGCGUUGCCAACUUUGUUUUUCUAUUAGUCACGCUCGUUCAGCUAAUUCCUGGCGUUAGUCCCUUUAACAUCUGGUCCACACUUCUUCCUCUUAUCUUCAUCCUGCUUGUCACUGCGAUCAAGGAGGCCUGGGAAGAUUAUCUGCGCCACAAAGCGGACAAAAUCACCAACAACGUGAUGUACAAACGCAUUCUCCCGGAUGGAAGCAUGCAGCAGAUUCCUUCUUGUGAAAUUGUUCCGGGCGAUGUUAUUGUUCUGGAGGAUCAGGAAGCGAUCCCCGCGGAUAUUUUAGUGUUGGCGUGCAGUGAUUCGGACGGAACAUGCUAUGUGGAUACGAGUUCGUUAGAUGGCGAGACGAAUUUGAAAGAGAAGCAGGCAGUUUCGCUCACGAAAAAGGUCGAUUCGCCCUCUGCGUUGGGUCAAAUCAACGGGACUUUGACAUGUCAAAUCCCUACCAAAGAAUUGUCCGUUUUCCAGGGUAUUUUCGCAGUGAAGCCAGAGGGUGGCGGAAAUGAUCUGGAAGAAUCGGUAGACUCGAAGAACCUUCUGUUGCGCGGCAGCAUUCUCAAGAACAGCAACUGGGUGGCUGGGAUGGUGGUGUACACAGGCCGACUCACGAAGCUUUCGUUGAAUAUGAACAUUUCCAAGUUCAAGUUCAGCGGGAUCGAGACGAGUCUGAACUCGUUCGUUCCCAAAGUGCUCUUUCUGCAGCUCGCACUGACGCUGGUAUGCAGAGCUCGCUCGUUUGGACAUAGAUUUGCUGCAGCUGCGCGCGAAUCCAUUCGGCCGCUCUAUGAUUGGCUCUUCGACUUCUUCACAUUCUUCAUUCUCUUCUCCUACUUCGUUCCCAUGUCGCUCUACGUCGUCUUCGAAUUCUCUCGCACGCUGCAAGCUUUCUUCAUGGAAAAUGAUCUGGACAUGUACGUCGAAAACGAAGGCGGAAUGCACGUGAGCACCAGCUCGCUGAACGAGGAGCUCGGCAACGUAGAGUUCAUUCUCUCCGACAAAACGGGCACCAUGACCAAGAACAACAUGCAAUGCUUCGGCUUCAGCAUGGGCGGCAUCGAGUUCAUCGACAGCGACUUCCCCACGCCGCUUCCCGAAGGCGUCUCCGUCGAAUCGCUGCUGCGAAAGCGGAACCAGGGGAACGAGCUCAGCAAUCUGGAGAGGGAAUACGUUCUGAACUUCCUCCGCGCGAUCUUUCUCUGCAACAGCAUCAAGCCGGUCGAGCAGGACGGUCGCACGGUGCUGCGCGCCGAGUCUGCGGACGAAGAAGCGCUUCUAUCGGGCGGAAUGAAGCUCGGCUGGGAGUUGCUGCUGCGCACGAAGGACACGGUGAUUAUCCGGGAAGGGUAUCCAAGCUCGCCGGAUGAAUCGGCGCAGGACGGCGUGCAUAAGUUCGAGCUGCUCGAAGAGCUUCCGUUCACGAGCAGUCGACAGCGCAUGACGAUCUUGGUUCGCGAUACGUGGAACAAUAAGAUCUGUCUGUACAGCAAGGGAGCCGACAGCAAAAUGCUUUCGCUGUCGUGCGAUGAAGAGGAAAUGGUGAAGUACGGAGUUGGAGAGAUGGCUGAGUCGCUUUACAAGCAGGGAUAUCGACUGCUGCUCGUGGGAGGGAAGUAUGUGCUGGAGUCGGAAUUGGAGGAGUGGGAGCACGAGCUGGACAAGGCGAAGAAAUCGAUGAAGCAUCGCGAGGAAAACAUCGAGAAGGCGUUCGUGUACAUCGAGCGCGAUCUGAGCAUUCUGGGCGCCACGGCGGUGGAGGACGAGCUGCAGGACUGUAUUCGAGAGGACAUUCAGCUGCUGCGCGAGGCGGGCAUCACUGUGGCGAUGGCGACGGGCGAUAAGAAGGAGACGGCGAUGAUCAUCGCGCGGAAUUGCGGACUGCUCACCGACUCCAUGCAGCUCUUCGAUCUCACGGGGAGCAAGGAGCAUGUCGCGCUGCAGCUGGACGCGGCGUUGGAGCAUUCGCACUACAAGCAGCAUCUUCGGAUCCAAGAGUACAACGCCAAGAAUCAGAAAUGGUCGCAGCGUCUCCUUCAACUCUGCUCAACGCGUCGGUCCAACGCGUCGCCGCGGCUCGAUCCCUACGCGCCCUUCGCGCUCAUUCUCGACGGCAUCUCGGUCGACCAGCUCAUCCGAUCGCAGCAGGCUCCGUUCAUCUAUGCGAUGCGCAAAGCCACGACGGUGAUCUGCUCUCGCAUGUCCCCGAAGCAGAAGUCCCGCGUGAUUUUGCUGAUGAAGAAGGAGGGACUGUGCUGCCUGGCGAUCGGCGAUGGAGCCAACGACGUGUCGAUGAUCCGCGAGAGCUCGGUGGGCGUGGGAGUGAAAGGAAAGGAGGGCAACGCGGCAGUGAACAACGCGGACUACAUCAUUCGGAAGUUCCACCAUUUGAUCAAGCUGCUGUUCGUUCAUGGUCGCAACAAUUACCGAGGAAACAGCUACAGCGUGUAUCUCGCUUUCUACGAAAACAUCACGUUCAAUAUUCCGCUCGUGGCGUCUGGCUCCGUCUCUCACGCUCUAGUUCUUCAUCAGCUGGUUCACGAUGUUUUCGGGACAGACGAUCUAUUCUUCCUUCCAGCUCUCCACGCUCUACUUCUUCACCUGUCCCACGUUCGCCUCCUUCGGAUUCUUCUUCCAGGACCUCACCAAGCAAACGCUGCUCUCUCAUCCCGAGAUCUACGCGCUCAGUGCCCGUAUCCACGUUUCCACGUUUCCACAUAG
This is a messenger RNA of Blastocystis hominis, 2958 nucleotides long. RefSeq lists its product as hypothetical. Lineage: Eukaryota; Bigyra; Opalinata; Blastocystidae. Gene Ontology annotation, cellular component: plasma membrane. Gene Ontology annotation, molecular function: magnesium ion binding; ATP binding; ATPase-coupled intramembrane lipid carrier activity. The transcript has 8 exons. The record is from RefSeq and is a predicted model, not a curated record. Bases 1 to 2958 code for a protein of 985 amino acids. Gene Ontology annotation, biological process: phospholipid translocation.